AUGGCGGAGCCCGGCGACUCUCCGGUCCACGUCCAGCCCCAGCAAGCAGCCCCGGUGGCGACGGCGACGGCCGCGGCCACGGCAGCCCCGGUUCCGGCGGCAGCGGCAGUGGCGGCAGCUGCCGGGGCGGCCUCGGCGGCCCAGGCCAUCGGCUGGCCCAUCUGCAGGGACGCGUAUGAGCUGCAGGAGGUGAUCGGCGGUGCUACUGCUGUGGUCCAGGCCGCGCUAUGCAAACCCCGUCAAGAGCGAGUAGCAAUAAAACGCAUCAACUUAGAAAAAUGCCAGACGAGCAUGGAUGAGCUACUAAAAGAAAUUAAAGCCAUGAGCCAGUGCAGCCAUCCCAACGUGGUGACCUAUUACACCUCUUUUGUUGUAAAGGAUGAGCUUUGGCUGGUUAUGAAAUUAUUAAGUGGAGGUUCAAUGCUGGAUAUCAUAAAGUAUAUUGUCAAUCGAGGAGAGCACAAGAAUGGAGUCCUGGAAGAAUCAAUAAUAGCUACAAUUCUUAAAGAAGUUUUGGAAGGCUUAGAAUAUCUCCAUAGAAAUGGUCAAAUUCACAGGGAUUUGAAGGCUGGUAAUAUUCUUUUGGGAGAAGACAGUUCAGUACAAAUAGCAGAUUUUGGUGUUAGUGCUUUCUUGGCAACGGGAGGUGAUGUUACCUGCAAUAAAGUAAGGAAAACAUUUGUUGGCACCCCUUGUUGGAUGGCACCUGAAGUCAUGGAACAGGUGAGAGGCUAUGACUUCAAGGCCGAGUGGAGUUUUGGGAUAACGGCCAUUGAAUUGGCCACGGGAGCUGCACCCUAUCACAAAUAUCCUCCUAUGAAAGUGUUAAUGUUGACAUUGCAAAAUGAUCCUCCCACUUUAGAAACUGGAGUAGAACACAAAGAAAUGAUGAAAAAAUAUGGCAAGUCCUUUAGAAAAUUACUUUCCUUAUGCCUUCAGAAGGAUACUUCUAAAAGGCCCACAGCAGCAGAACUUUUAAAAUGCAAAUUCUUCCAGAAAGCUAAGAAUAGAGAAUAUCUGAUUGAAAAGCUGCUCACGAGGACACCAGAUAUAGCACAGAGAGCCGAAAAGGUUAGAAGGGUUCCUGGAUCCAGUGGUCAUCUUCACAAGACCGAAGAUGGAGACUAGGAGUGGAGUGAUGACGAAAUGGAUGAAAAGAGUGAAGAAGGAAAAGCAGCAUUUUCUCAGGAAAAGUCACAAAGAGUAAAAGAAGAAAAUCUAGAGAUCACAGUGAAUGCCAGUAGUAUACCUGAGCAGAUACAGUCACUUUCUAUACAGAACUCUCAGGGUCAGCCUAAUAUUAACGAAGAAUUUACGGAAACUUCUUGUGCCGUGAAUCUUGUUUUAAGAUUGAGGAACUCCAGAAAGGAACUUAAUGACAUACGAUUUGAGUUUACUCCAGGAAGAGUUGCUGCGAAUUUGCAGAAGAUUGUAGAUGACCCCAAAGCAUUAAAAACAUUGACAUUUAAGUUGGCUUCUGACUGUGAUGGGGCAGAGAUCCCUGACGAGGUGAAGCUGAUUGGCUUUGCUCAGUUGAGUGUCAGCUGA
Molecule: messenger RNA, 1548 nt
Organism: Trichosurus vulpecula (common brushtail)
Lineage: Eukaryota; Metazoa; Chordata; Mammalia; Diprotodontia; Phalangeridae
Product: STE20/SPS1-related proline-alanine-rich protein kinase-like
Biological process (GO): protein phosphorylation
Molecular function (GO): ATP binding; protein serine/threonine kinase activity
Source: RefSeq, a predicted model, not a curated record